AUGGAUCCAACGGCAUCGCAGCAGGCGGCAGAAGCCGAGCAACCGGAGGCGGCGGAUAGUGGCGAAAACGAGACUCCGACGGGGGAAGCCAUCGUCUCCAGCAGUGACCCUGGUGUGGUCGAACGGCAAUCAUCGGAACUAAAGGAAAGCAACGUGCCGAAAGAAUCCGCAUCCCAGGGUGACUGCAGUUCCACCCACGAAAAAACAAAUCCCGAUGCUUCCGAGGCGCAACAGGACAAUGAGGAACCUUGCUUGAUUGAAAAUUCACCGGAAAAGAUCUCUCCGGAAAAGUUCAAUGAAGAUGAACUCAAAAGCCCUCCGGAGCUGGAAGUAUUUUCCAUCGAAGAAGAAGAGACGAGCACCGAGGAGGGCGAAGAGGUGGAGGUAGAAGAAGAACCAGCAGGCGGCGAAGAGACAGUCGGUGCCGUCGAAGACUACCUGGAGAUGGACGAGGACGAAGAGAUGUUCCUCGAGAGCACCGAUCGGAUCGGGGCAAACGAAUCGAUUGAUAACGAUCUCAGUACCGACGAGUACACCGAUGAUGAGAAGCGAUCGGCCAACAAACGGGACUCGAAACGGCGGAAGUCCUCGGAAGACGACGAAACCGAUGACGAUGACGUUCAAGUAUUAACCGAUGACGAUGAUGAGGAGGUUGAGGAGGAAGAAGAAUACGGAGAUGAUGAUGACGAUCCGGAAGAGGAAGACGAUGGUGAGUUCCUAGAACGGAGAAGUUCCCCGCUGGGCUAUUCGCGCUCGGGACGAUACGGCAGCGUUUCGGAUUCGGACAGUGACGGAUUCGUAGUGGAGCGAAAACUGAGGAAGCGAUACGACGACUACCCGAGCAAACUGGCGGCAACCAUCCGGAAACGGGCCAUCAAAGUGCUUCACAAACGAAAGAGGAUGCACGUAAUGGAAGAGAGCGGCAGCAGCGAAAGGUUCCUUAUGUGUGCGGAUGGGGCGCUAUUCAUUUCCACGCCAACUCUGAAGCCUGCGCUCGGUUCACUGAAAGCCGGCUGCAAAUCGGAAUCGCCCCAGCAGCAGCGGCCACCACUGGCGGAAUCGAGCGAAAAGAUCCGGGACGGAGCAUCUCCAGUCACCACCGACGACAGUCACCAAAACGAAGCCAAAGAUACGGAGCAGGAGGACGAAGCGGCACAGCGGCGGCCACAGGUGAUAGAGAAGCGCUCGGAGAGUGACCAGUUUACCAUCUCCAGUACCAUAGACGACGACGCCGCCGCUACCGGUGACAAAAUGCCAACGGCGACAGCGGCGAUGGAGGACGUGCCGGAGCGGAUUGCCGACUCGAGCGACGAUGGUCUUUCGAUGCUUUCGUCUAAGAAGUCCAUCACCGCCGCCACCACACCGACGGUCAACAGUUCCGCCAGUACUGCCGGACCACCACCGCCAGAGACUGGCGGGCAGCCAGAAAAGAAGGAGUCGUCGGGCGACGGAAAGGAACCAAGCGACGAAGCCGAGAGCGGUGCGUCACCUUCGCCAAAAGAAACAGUUCCUAGCGAAACGGAAAGUAAAGGCAAGGCAGCAGCGGUGGUCGGUAAAGAAGCGUCGGAGCGGGAACCAUCGGUCGUCACCGAAUCGCAGCCCACGGCGGACGACGUGAUGGAAGGUAUCGACGAUUUCAUGGACCACAACGGCAGCAGCGGUGAUGGCGAAGAGAAGGAUGACUUCAACGAUGAGCUAACAUUCCAGAUGGACGUUGACGAGGGGUCGGCGGAAAAGCCAAAGUCGGAUGAAAAGUCGGAAAACAGUCCAGCUGGCCAGGUCCAGGAGAGCAGAGCGAACGCCAUCGACCUAACUUCUUCCAGUGGUGGCCAAUCGAUCGAAGAAUCACCCCCAAAGUCGACGGAUGCCAAGGAAGCCGCGUCGGAAGUAGCCCAGCUGCCAUGUUUUAUGAUCGGUUCGGUUGUAAGUCUCGCGCCGAAAGAUCCACCCCUGGCAGAGCCAUCGCCGCCGCCACCGAGCACGAGUGAGAACGCAAAGGACGCCACCAGUACCGUGGUGACCUCAACACCGGUCUCCGCUAGUGUUCGCCAGAAGUGCGAUGGUGAUGCUGAGGUGGACGUGAAAAAUGAACAAGAGGAGGCCGCGGGAACGGAUGAGGUGCAAAAUCUAUCGAAGGCCAAACCACUGGCCAGAAGCAGCACCAUUAGUGACGAGGUGCAGCAACCACCACCGGCCAAGGGAUCGGCCCGUCCUGCGGAAUCGGCGAAUCGAAAACGAAGACGCUCGGUGAAUGAUGAGGAAGAAGAAGCGGCCAGAGCGGCCACCGAAUCGGACGAACCGAUAGAGCCGGCCAAAAAGCUGAAGCUCGAGGUGGACUCACACUUUCGCGCUCACGAGCGCGUCGUGAAGGAGUACAUCGACACGACGCCGAACACGUCGGUGGACGAGAUACAGUCCACCACCGACGUGCUGGUGAAGGAGAUUCAGUCGCUGAACGACGAAAUUCGCGACACGGAGCGCAAGUGGAACGAGCUGCUGCACCUGAAGAAAGUGAAGGAAGAGAUUCUGCUUCGGUUGAACCGCCGGAAGCACGUGCUCAGCAUCACGGAGACGCGGUUGGGCGAGGUGUCCGCGUACAACCAUGCGGAUUCGUCGAACUUCAGCAACCAGCACGAGCAGCAGCAGCAGCAGAACCACCAUCAACAACACCAAGGACAGCGUUCGUCAUCGGUUGGCCCGAGGCUACCGACGCCACCGCCGGAGGUUGAGAUUCGUCCCGCAUCGGUGACGAUAACCCCGACCAACUACGGCGCGACCACCAACGGUGGAACCUUUGCCGAUAAGCCCGGCACCGGAUACAAUGGCAAUAAACUGAUCUCUAAUCGUCGCAGCAGCAGCAGCAGUGGCUGCGGUGGCAGCGGACAACAGCAGUACAACAGCAGCAACAGUAGACAUGCCAAUGCCAAGGACACGGACCGGUUCGUGUCGCAGUUCAACAACAGCAACAACGCGGUCACGAUGGUUCCGCUGCACAACAGCACGACCAGCAUGAUCCUGAAUGCGCGGGCCAACAUGAACAAGGCGGAGAUCGCGCGGGACAAAUCCAUGGCCGAGCAAAUUCAGCGCCACAUUCUGCCCAAACCGGUGCUCAGCAACCACCAGCAGAUACUGAACAAUUUGGCCAUCUCCGCGGGGCUCACCGCUUCCGGUGGCAACGCAACCGCACUACAGAAUGGCCACCACAGCAGCACAUCAUCGUCGGCAGCGGCCAGUGCCGCUGCUCAGCUGCACCACCAGCAGCAGCUACAGAUCGGUCGCCAAGGAAUGCGCAAGGAUGUGAGCAGUAUUAUAGCCGACUACCGGCAGAAACACCCAGAGAAUGUGCCACGCCGCGGGCGGCGACUGAAGAACGUGCCGAGCAGCACCGGCAACAACAAUGGCGGCGGCAACAGUAUUGCCGCUUCGUUCGGUGAUGGCGGUGCCAUCAGCCUAACGGCGCUCUCCGGUGGCAAAUCGCCGGGCUCAGGGCGCUCGAACUCGGUAUCGGCCGAUGUUGCCAACCGUAUCUCGGAGCUGAUGGCCGCGGCGGAGACCUCGCGCCCCUCGAGCAACGAUUCGAGUCAGAGUGGUUCGAAUCUGCUCUCGUCGCUGGUAUCCGCCGGCGCCGGCACCAACACCACCGGCCAGCAGUUCCUUAAGGAGGUGCUGGCCCAGUUUGCCAAGAUGAGCCAGAAUGAGCAAUGUUUGCUGUCGAAUCUGCAGCUCCUGACCAAUAAUCUUUCGGCCAGCGGCGCUAAUACGGUAUCGUCUCCGCAGCAGUCCCCCCAAAACCUGCAGCAGCAGCAGCACUCAGGCCAGCACCAGCACCACCACCAACAGCAGCAGCAACAGCUGCAGUCCGGUGGGACGAAAACGUCCCUCCCGGAAGUUACACUCCACCCGGUGAUGAACUCGACCGCCCAUUCGGACACAGUACUCGGAUCUCACAACAGCUCGUUGGCCGGGGUUAACCUGAGUGCGGUCGCCAACACCAGCACCAACUCGCUGCUUCACGGCAUCCUGACCAAAUCGGCCUCACGGCCGGCGGGGGCCGCGGCAGCAGUCGGUGCCGCGGUGGCGGCCAAUUUUAACUCCUUCUCGCCCACCCUGGCACGCCUGCUGACCGCUCCGGAGCGCAUGGGUUCCCAGGCGCAGACGUCCUCGACCGUGACGUCCGGUGCGCUCGCCAGCCUGCACCACCCGGGCGGUAGCGUCGUCAGUGGGCUGAAUUUGUCGAAAAAUAAUAACGAAAUUUCCAUCACGCCCGUCCUGGGGCCAAACAUGCAGCAAACGCUGCUGGCACAGCAACAGCAGCAGUUGGCCGACCAGCAGAAGCAACUGCAACGGCUGCGGGACCAUCACCUGUUCAAGGGUGAACCGUAUCUGAAUCUGGACGACGAGGCAGACGAUAGCGCGGAUCGGUUGGUGAUCGACGAAGGGGACGAUAUCAUGAUGGGCCGCGGGGACUCGCGACGCCGUGGGGCAGAAAUCAACGAGAACGAGGUGCCCCAGUGCCAGGGAUGCAAACGGAUGGAGGCCAAAUUUGUUUGUGCUGGCUGCAGCAAUCAGUGGUACUGCAGCCGCGCGUGUCAGGUUAAAGCCUGGGAUGACCACUCGGAAGUUUGCUGCUGCGAUUAAUCAGCCCCAAGCUACGCUGCUGCAACCGUGAGUCGUUCGCGGCACACAUUCGAAGCUGCCAUGAAGCCGUGAUGCGUACCACUAAGCGGCUGACAGUAAGAAAUGAGGCGCAUGAGAAUAUUUUUACUAUUAUUUUGUAGGAUAACCACACGAAACAGUUGGUGGCAUCGUACACACGCGCUGCAAUGUAUUUAGAGGAAUGUACAAUCGAAGCCGGAACGGAAGUGGCUUGUCUUAGGUGUAUUUUUGCACUGCUUGCGAGAGAACAGUCUUCUUUUAUUAUUGCCAUGUGAUACUUUCGGUGUAACGGAAGAGAGAUGGAUUUUAUUUUAAUCAUCACCUUCGCACGCGGUUGCAUUCAGCGAUUUCUUCCGCCUAGGAAUGAGAUCUGGCCCUCUAUGUGCGGCGAUUGUGUGGUGGUCACGUUAGCAGGACAGCGUUGAGCAGUACUAGUGAAGACAAGCAUUUGGAGCGAGCAAUAAAGUAUGUUAAGCAAAUCGCAAGAUGUGCAGCUAUCAGCAGCGGCGUAAGCAAGUUAUUGAACUUGUAGAAUUCUUCGUGGAUCGCAUCGAGACGUGCGCCGUGUGUAGCUUACCUUACAUUCGCGAACGCGUUAUGCGCUUCGUUCGGUAGAUUAUAACUUAUUCAGACCGUUUGAAGGGCUACCAUUUAGUUACUUUAGUUCCCCGCACGCCUGCAAAGAAUGUUUCGGCGCGUCGAUAGCUUCGUCGCACGUGGGGAGCAUCAGCGCCGUAGACGGAGGAAUAGAAAAUAGUCGUACAUGUUAUUCAAUAUUAUGGAUCUGUAUGGAGUGAAAAGCGCGAUAGUUUUAUGAUUGUCUACGUCUGUAUAGAAGAAAUGAAUUGCGAACGCGCGAACGUUUGAUAUCGUCUAACGGUGGUGAAACAAAAAGCGAAAGCCAAAUAAAGCACUAAGACUAA
This is a messenger RNA of Anopheles cruzii, 5579 nucleotides long. RefSeq lists its product as uncharacterized. The transcript is spliced from 7 exons. Lineage: Eukaryota; Metazoa; Arthropoda; Insecta; Diptera; Culicidae. The record is from RefSeq and is a predicted model, not a curated record. Bases 1 to 4638 code for a protein of 1545 amino acids.